Lucilia cuprina (Australian sheep blowfly) is the source of this 2705-nucleotide messenger RNA. Its product is annotated as E3 SUMO-protein ligase ZBED1-like. The transcript has 3 exons. The record is from RefSeq and is a predicted model, not a curated record. Lineage: Eukaryota; Metazoa; Arthropoda; Insecta; Diptera; Calliphoridae. Gene Ontology annotation, molecular function: protein dimerization activity. The coding region runs from base 900 to 2417 and encodes 505 amino acids.
UCUUUUGCCGCAACUGCAUAUUGCUUGUAGGGAUGCGAACGAUACAUCGAUAUUUAGAAAACAUCGAUGUUUUGUUCAUAAACAUCGAUGUUAACAUUGAUGUUUUUAUAAACGAUACAUCGGCGUCAAAACCAAAAAACAUCGACAUCGUUCUUUUAAUAUGUGCCUGUGCUUUUUUUCCAAUUGAUAAAAAAACUAAAAUAUAAUAGUCUUCCACUUUUUAACAGUGUGAUUCGAAUAUAUUUUAAACUAAACAUUUUAGAAUUUUACAAAAAAUAUUUGAAUUACGUGUAUUCACCCUGUUUUAUAUUUUUUUCAAAAUUUUUUAUAGAUUUAAAAACAACAGAACACGGAAUGUUCUGCUGAUGUUUAAAGCGUGUUUGUGUGGCAUCACUGUCAUCGUUUUUUUUAAUAAAUAAUUUCUGUUGAUUAUUUUUUACAUUCUUGUAAAGUUUUGCCAUAAGGUGCUGCCGCAUACUUAGACAAAUUUAGCAGUUAAUGUAUUACUAACACAAUGCCACCAAAUAAAUUGAAAAGUAAAAUUUGGACUUAUUUUAAUAAAGCUGGGGAUAAAGAAGCUGUCUGCAAGAUAUGUAACAAAACCCUAAAAACUUCAGGCAAUACGAGUAACCUUGUGGUCAUUUAGAAAACGUUCAUUCGCAGCAACUGGCAGAUGAAGAUGUAAAAAGCAAGAAGGCUAAAACAGCUCAGCCAGCGUUGAAAAAAGUGCUUCAUCACAAAUUUCACUUGGUAGUACUGCGUUAACCAUUGCUGCUGUCAAUUCCAAAAAACCAAAACAACCAAAUGUUGAUGACUUCAUCAGAAAUAUGAAAAGUAUAGCCACGCAGGAUGGAGCUUAAUCAAAGAAAAUAACUGAAGCUGUUGUGAAUUUUAUAAUCAUGGACAAUAAGCCAUUUGCCACAGUAGAGGGUAAAGGCUUUUUGCAGCUAAUGAAGGAAGUUUGCCCAUUGUAUAAAGUGCCAAGUCGAGAAACAAUAAAAUCUAGGAUUGAUACAAAAUAUGAGGUUAUGAGCAAUAUUUUUAAAUCAUUUAUAAAUAAUGCAGAAAGUUAUUGUAUCACCUAUGAUAUUUGGACAGAAACAAUGCAGAAUAAAUCAUUCGUAGGUGUUACCAUACACUUUUUGGACAAACUAAAACUCCUCAGCGGUACGUUAGGUGUUUUUGAAUUAACAGAAAGUCACACAUCAGCGUACAUAAAGGAGAAACUUAAAGAAAUUUUCGCCGAGUGGCAUAUUUCUGUUCCCAAGAUUUCAGCUGUAAUCACAGAUAAUGAUAGCACUGUAAUGAAAGUUAAUAGAGAAAUAUUUGGUGAAAAGAAAAUUAUUCCUUGCUUUGCUCAUACCAUCAACUUAGUUGUAACUAAAUCCAUUGACAAUGCAACAGACUGCACGGAAUUAAUCAGCAAAGUUCGAAAUAUAAUAAAAUUCAUUAAAAGAAGCGUCAAUGCAAGUGAUGAGUUGAGGAAAAGACAAGUAAAUAUGGGAUUAAAAGAAGGACAAAUAAAAAAGAUGAUCCUUGAUGUUCGCAGAUGGAAUUCUUGCUUUUAUAUGCUACAGCGGUUCAUAGAAUUAGUGUCAAUUAUAGGAGCAAUACUGUUGAAUCGGCCGGAAGCUCCCCCAAUGAUUUUAAGUAGCGAAAUAGACUGCAUAAAAGAAAUGAUAGAAAUUCUGAGCCCAUUUGAGAAACUAACAAAGGAAAUUUCUGGAGAUAGCUACGUAACCGUGAGUAAAGUUAUUCCGCUAGUAAGCUGUGUCUGGGAAGUAAUAGAAAAUAUGAAACCAAAAAAUGAAAUGAUUUCCCAAUUUAAAGAAGAAAUAAAAAAACAACUUGGGAGACGGUUUGAUAAUAUAGAACAUUCGGCAAUUCUUUCUAUCUCAACUACACUCGACCUUAGAUUUAAGUUUAUGCAUUUCAAAAAUUCCAUGGCCAAAGGAAAAGUAAUAAAUUGCUUAAAUAAGUAUGUGCGAGAAUUCAAUACAUCAAGCUCAUCUACAACAUCCAAUAAUGAUACAUCUGAUGAUGACGAAGAUAAUUCAGAAUUUGAUAUCUGGAAAUACCACAAACAAUUAACACACAAAAAUAUGAAAAAUAAAUCAUCUUCCACAGCUGUAACAGACACUAUCAGUGAAACGGAAGUACAGAUGUACCUGUCAUCUCCAGUUACACCAAUAAAAAGUGACGCUAUUGAGAUUUGGGAGGAUAUGAAAUCUCUGUUUCCUAAACUUUCAAAGAUUGCAAUGCUAUAUCUCCCCAUAGUUGCAACCUCUGUGCCAAGCAAGCGUUUGUUUUCGGAAGCAGGAGCAACCAUUACUCAGGACAGAAAUAGGCUUCUAGGGACCAGAUUAUCAAAGCUUCUUUUCCUUAACUAUAUUACAAAAUUAUUAGAUUGUAAUUGAAAUAAAUAAUAUUUUUUCAUUAAAUCCGAAAUAUUUAAUGUAUAUUGAUUUUUAAAAUUAAAUAAUGGCCAAAUUAAAACAUCGGAAAAAACAUCGAUGUAUCGUUCACAUUAGCGAUGUUUUUUAACAUCGAUGUUUAUCAUACAAACAUCGAUAUUUUCAAACAUCGAUGUUUUUAUGAGCGAUGUUGCAUCCCUAAUUGCUUGCCAUACCAAGAACUUUCAGGGAAAUUUUGUCUGCUUUUGGGUCCUAAACUUUUCUUCAACAUUCCCUCGAGCAUCAGCAACA